Lasiosphaeria miniovina is the source of this 1005-nucleotide messenger RNA. RefSeq names its product mitochondrial PGP phosphatase. NCBI's taxonomy places the organism in Eukaryota, Fungi, Ascomycota, Sordariomycetes, Sordariales, Lasiosphaeriaceae. Bases 1 to 654 code for a protein of 217 amino acids. Gene Ontology annotation, molecular function: phosphatidylglycerophosphatase activity. Gene Ontology annotation, biological process: cardiolipin biosynthetic process. Gene Ontology annotation, cellular component: mitochondrion. The transcript has 3 exons. The record is from RefSeq and is a predicted model, not a curated record.
AUGAAUCUCAACUUAUCUGCGUCAUUAAAUAUCUUCAAACUGCUGGCGAAGCCGUCCCUAUGUCUCCCGCAUUCAACUAUCGCGACCUUCGAUGACCUCCCCAUCCCUCUAGAACGGGCAUUCGCCCAGGAUGGAAAGGACCGCCAGGUGCACAUAAAGGCCGUUGUUCUGGACAAGGACGACUGCUUUACCUGGCCUGAACGCAGCGAGAUCUACGGACCCUACAAGAAGGAUCGGUUUGAAGCCUUGCGCGCUGCCUAUCCCGGACGCCGGCUGCUGAUUGUUUCAAACACUGCUGGCGCAAAGAGCUAUGAUGUCGAUGGAAAUUUGGCAUCAGAAGUGGAAAGAAGCACUGGCGUGGCUGUUCUCACCCACCGCGUGAAGAAGCCAGGCUGUGGGGACGAGAUCAUGUCGUAUUUCCGCGGCCAUCCUGAAACGGGAGUCACUGGGCCUCACCACAUUGCCGUGGUGGGAGAUCGGCUGGCCACCGACAUGAUGCUUGCGAACAUGAUGGGCAGCUGGGGCAUCUGGGUCAAGGACGGCGUCGUGCCCCUCGACGAGAAAAGCAUUUUUUCGAGAUUGGAGAGGAGAAUCGCACCAUAUCUACUGUCGCGUGGCCUGUCUGCUCCUGAGCCUGUCAGCCCCUUUGAAUGACGGCGGUGGGUCAUGUUUGCUAUCAAUUAAGGGAACAAUCAAGCUUCUCGAGCACGUCUGAAUCGGAUCGUGUUGCGCUCGCUAGUGAUUGUCUGGGUCUCGGAGCCAAGGAACACAUUGUCCAGGCUAGACGACUCGGAUUAGCCUCCCUCUCCGGUGAAAGCGCUCCCCACCGUCUGCGUCAUGGGAUUCUGAACCAAGGGUGAAGUGGUCUUCACAACCCUGUCAGGCGCAAAAGCUUUCCCAUUGUCAGAUUCUGAUCACUGGCUUCGGUGCCGAGACAGGCCUGCCAGACUUGGGAUGAAGUCUGGCAGGUGAGAUAGCAAGCUGCCAGCCCUGCCAUUGGCCUCC